AUGGCUGCAAGUGGUGGCCGGGCCUUUGCUUGGCAGGUGUUCCCUCCUAUGCCCACCUGCCGGGUUUACGGCACUGUGGCACACCAAGAUGGGCACCUGCUGGUGUUGGGGGGCUGUGGCCGGGCUGGACUUCCCCUAGACACUACUGAGGCACUGGAUAUGGCCUCACACACAUGGCUGGCACUGGCGCCUCUGCCCACUGCCCGGGCUGGCGCUGCUGCCGUUGUGCUGGGCAAGCAGGUGCUAAUGGUGGGUGGCGUGGAUGAGGGCCAGAGCCCAGUAGCUGCUGUGGAAGCAUUCCUGGCUGAUGAGGGCCGCUGGGAGCGCCGGGCCACCCUCCCUCAGGCAGCCAUGGGAGUUUCGACUGUGGAGAGAGAUGGUAUGGUGUAUGCUCUGGGGGGAAUGGGCCCUGACACGGCCCCCCAGGCCCAGGUACGGGUAUAUGAGCCCCGCCGGGACUGCUGGCUUUCGCUACCCUCCAUGCCCACACCCUGCUACGGGGCCUCCACCUUCCUGCACGGGAACAAGAUCUAUGUCCUGGGAGGCCGUCAAGGCAAGCUCCCAGUGACUGCUUUUGAGGCCUUUGACCUGGAGGCCCGUACCUGGACCCGGCACCCAAGCCUGCCCAGUCGCCGGGCCUUUGCUGGCUGUGCCAUGGCUGAAGGCAGUGUCUUUAGUUUGGGCGGCCUGCAGCAGCCGGGGCCCCACAAUUUCUACUCGCGUCCACACUUUGUCAACACUGUGGAGAUGUUCGACCUGGAGCAUGGGUCCUGGACCAAGCUGCCCCGCAGCCUGCGUAUGCGAGAUAAGAGGGCCGACUUUGUGGUCGGCUCCCUCGGGGGCCACAUUGUGGCUAUCGGGGGACUUGGAAACCAGCCGUGCCCUCUGGGCUCUGUGGAGGGCUUCAGCCUUGCACGGCGGCGCUGGGAAGCACUGCCCACCAUGCCCACCGCCCGCUGCUCCUGCUCCAGCCUACAGACUGGGCCUCGACUAUUUGUUAUUGGGGGUGUGGCCCAGGGCCCCAGCCAAGCCGUGGAGGCACUGUGCCUGCGUUAG
Messenger RNA from Trichechus manatus latirostris (Florida manatee), 1056 nucleotides. RefSeq names its product kelch domain containing 8B (gene KLHDC8B). The transcript is spliced from 5 exons. Gene Ontology annotation, biological process: mitotic nuclear division; mitotic cytokinetic process; nuclear chromosome segregation. Gene Ontology annotation, molecular function: protein binding. The record is from RefSeq and is a predicted model, not a curated record. Lineage: Eukaryota; Metazoa; Chordata; Mammalia; Sirenia; Trichechidae. Bases 1 to 1056 code for a protein of 351 amino acids. Gene Ontology annotation, cellular component: cellularization cleavage furrow; intercellular bridge; midbody.